ACUGUGGAAACCACUGAGACUGAUGAGUGUGUAGUGAAGCAGAUGGUCACUCAGUUAGCCAAAUUGCUAACCUAAAUCAAGAGUUUCGCUGUCACGUUAUCAAAAAGUGACAUAACGCAGAACUGAUUUUUCCUUUACCACGAGGAGUGGAGUAAAAUCUCAGGUUGCUGUGUCACUCAGUGGGUCUUUGCCAAGAAGUUUCCACAUGAUUUGACCCUGACUUGCCAGGAAGUACGCUUACAUGCACACACGUAGACUUUUGCUGAGCCACUCUCAAAUCUUACACAAUCCAAACACUGCAUGCACACAAUCCCUAACACACUGACUGACUAACCACAGCAAACACACUCACAAGACACAUUGUAACCCUUCUCACAGCUUACCACAAACACAACUACUGGAAACCACAACACAUAUCACCAGACCGCUUCUCCCACCUCUUCUGCUCUUCUGUGCUCCUCCCCUCUACAUACCUCUGGGGCAACACACAACUUCUCUCACUCUUCUUUAGUUUUGAAACUGCAAGCCACAGCGAGAGACGCCAUCACUCUCUGACUGGGCUCCUGAGCCGUGCAACUGGUCACAUAUGAGCAUCACUGCGAUGGAAUAAAAAGGAGCGAUCGCAAUGAAGACCCUGGACAUUACACAUUCUUUUAGCUUAUAAUAGCAGAAUACAGUUUUACUUGCACAUACAGAAAAAGUAGCAAUAAGUGAUAUAGACCAGCCAUCAGGCAAAUUAAGCCCAUUAGAUGACUAUAAUGGAUGAAGAAGCAGAGGAGAGGGUGGCUUCUGGCCUUCUAGAGAGGAGGAAGUCUAAAGAAGAAGAAGAGGGUGAGAAUGAGAAGGAGGUGGAGGAAGAGGGCAGACGGAGGCAGAUCCCUCGGCAUCGCUGGGUAAUGCAUGGGGCAGUGAUGUUUGGACGUGAAUUCUGCUACGCCAUGGAAACAGCCCUUGUGACACCGGUGCUGCUGCAGAUAGGUCUUCCUGAGCAAUACUACAGUUUAACCUGGUUCCUCAGUCCAAUCAUGGGCCUGGUCCUCACACCGCUGAUUGGCUCAGCCAGUGACAGGUGUACUCUGCGAUGGGGCCGGAGGAGACCAUUCAUUCUGGCCCUGUGUGUAGGUGUGCUGCUGGGAGUGGCACUGUUCCUAAAUGGAUCCUUAAUAGGCCUUGCCGUUGGUGAUAGUCCCGGCAGCCAGCCAAUUGGCAUUGUCCUCACUGUGUUAGGUGUGGUGGUGCUGGACUUUGCUGCUGACGCCUCUGAGGGACCAAUCAGAUCUUACCUUCUUGAUGUUGCUGACACUGAUGAGCAAGAUAUGGCACUGAAUAUUCAUGCCUUCUCUGCUGGGCUUGGCGGAGCAGUGGGAUACAUGCUGGGCGGUCUAGACUGGACUGGCACAGCUCUGGGCCGAGCGUUUAAAGCCCAGGAACAGGUCCUCUUCCUGUUCGCAGGCAUCAUCUUCAUCAUCUCUGUCACUCUGCACAUGCUCAGUAUCCCUGAGCAACCGUUGGCUCCCUCCAACAAGCUUAGAGUCACAGGAAGUGGGGAGUCUUCUAGUCAGUUUUCUUUCAGGCCAGUCGGCUGCACACCACCCUUACUGGAUGUGAUUGUAGAGGAGGACGGUUCAGCUCGAGCCCCGUCCCGACAGGAUAACGAAUCCGAUCCUGAGGAAGACGAAAUGGAUUAUCUUGCUGUGGAUCGAGUGCGGAGUAAAAGCGAUUCGGUCUUAGCGAUGCCAGACGCUACAAUCGUGUUGGAUUCUGACCUCAGGCCAGAUGCACAACUCUUCCUACCGGAGAAACAGGGAGAGCCAGAAGAUGUUUUUAAGCCAACAGACCACAGUAUUGGGUCCACAUCUCCUUCUGGGGACCAGUCCGUCCUUGGUGAUGGGAAUGUGGUCUUGGACUCUACAGAUCCAGCUUGUCCAGAGCUUAAUGGUCCAACAAAUGGUUCUCCUUCAUUCCUUCAGAUCAGCUUGAGCCCAAAGGACUCACAUCUGAAAACACAGGUCAAGGCUGUCAAUGGUGUCAAUGCUGUCUUGUCUUCAACUGACCACUCCAAUGCAACAAAAGGCCAUGCGUCCACUAGGCUGUCCAACCGCCCCUCCAAUACCUCCGUUUCAUCACGACCACACCCACACACCUUCUACCGACAGCCCUCCUUCACUUUCUCAUACUAUGGACGAGUGGGAUCACAGCGCUAUCGACUACGUAGGACAGCGCUGCUAAGCCCUCGGCCAAUCACCACGUCCCGCAGUCUGAACGACCUCACUGAUCUCCAGCGUGAAGCAGACAGGAGGGAGUUACAGCUGUCAGUCAGCAGCUUGUCAUCUGAAGGCUCCAGCAGCGAGGGAGGACCAGACGAGGGGACAACUGUUCGACUGCUCUGGUUAUCCAUGUUGAAGAUGCCGAGGCAGCUGUGGAGACUCUGUAUCUGUCACCUCCUCACCUGGUUCUCUAUUAUAGCUGAAGCUGUGUUUUACACUGAUUUCAUGGGGCAAGUCAUCUACCAUGGAGACCCCAAGGCACCAGCCAAUUCCACAGAGCUACUAAACUAUAACAGAGGGGUGCAGAUGGGCUGCUGGGGCCUGGUGGUCUAUGCUGCCACUGCUGCUGUCUGCUCUGCAAUCCUUCAGAAAUACCUGGAUAACUUUGAUCUGAGCAUUAAGAUUGUCUACAUUGUUGGAACUCUGGGAUUCUCAAUAGGAACGGCUGUCAUGGCGAUCUUCCCUAAUGUUUACGUUGCUAUGGUGAUGAUCAGUAGUAUGGGCAUCAUCUCCAUGAGUAUCUCCUACUGUCCCUAUGCAUUACUCGGGCAGUACCAUGAAAUCAAAGAGUACAUUCACCACAGUCCAGCAAACACUAGAAGAGGCUUUGGUAUAGACUGCGCUAUCUUGACCUGCCAGGUCUAUAUCAGCCAGAUCCUGGUUGCAUCGGCCCUGGGAGCAGUGGUAGACGCAGUCGACAGUGUGCGUGUCAUUCCUGCAGUGGCCUCUGGGGGCGCCUUCCUUGGCUUCCUUACUGCCUGUUUCCUGGUUAUUUACCCUGAUGUGGAGCCCAGCAGCUCAGAGCAGGACCGGGGCUUUGUGGUUCUACCUGGAGAUUCAGACCCAAAUGGAGGAAGGGCGAGUGACCCGAGGUUAGCUCUGCUCAACCUCACAGAUGGAGACAGUUUGAAGAAGACAGAGAAUCACUCUGUCGUCUGAGCAUUGUUUCGGUUUCUCCUCACAAACCACAGCAUGUGAGGAUCAUACCAAAUAUCUGUGCCUUUACUCAAGUAGGAAAGAGGGAAAAAAUGUUAGAAAGCUGACUUGUCAUUUGGCGCUGAGGAUGGAAAAGAAGAAAAAAUCUCAGUGUUGGGCAGCUAUGCUUGUCUUAUUACUACCUCAAACCCAAAACAAAUACAUGUUUAGAUGGCUAGAUAGACAGAAGUAAGCCAUUAAAAACACAAAGAGCCACGUGACACUGACUUGGUGAGACUGCUAAAGCUAACUUAGCUCAGACUACUGAAACAAAUGUAAGCCUUUAUUGUGAAAACAUGAAUGCACAGCACAAAGAGCACUUUCUGUCCCAGUCCUAAACAGUAUUGUCACACUGAUGCUGCAGAAUGGGUGUGAUAUUUAACUUUACAGAAGCUGCUCCAUAACUGCUUAAUAGACAAUCAUAGUGCUGUAAAAGUGUAUACCUCUGCAUUACAUGUGGACUGAAUACAAGUGUAGAUACUUGUUCCAGUCUCUGUGGAACCUUAAUAUUGUAUUGUUAUUUGAGAAAUGCAAAAAAAAUGACCCCAGAUUACAGGUAAAGCCCUCUACAUAUGUUGCAGAUGUAACAAUUUCAUACACUUUUUUUUAUUCAUAUUUAUCAUGAGGGAACGUAUUUAUGAAGACAGAUUUUGCAUUGCAAUUACUGUGAGUUUACACUGUAAAAGGUAAUGUAUCUAUGCCUCUCAAUAUGACCUCAGGUGGUAUUGAGCUUCCAAUUGAAAUGGGUAAUAUCUUCUGUAAGGCACAUUUGUCAUAUCCAGUCAAUCAAACAUACACUUCUAUUGGAAUGAUCUGUCAUUAAAGCGAUUGCAGCUUCCGUUUGUGCUUUGUAUUAGAAGUAAUUAUUAUUAUUACACAGUGUAAUAAGCUACAGACUUUUGUACAUUCCUAAUAGAACAGCACAGUCUCCAUUCUGAAGGCCAGAGCAACCUUAUGUUUACUAAUAAGAGAAUUAUUCUUUAAUUAGGGACGUGUAAUGUUACAUGGUCUGAAACUGUUCCAGAAACCUGUAAUGCUGCAUAUUGAACGGUAGAGAGGACCACUUCUAUGCAAGGCUAACUACUGAUCUAUGCAGACUUGAAAUUCCCUCGGCUGGGUGUUAUGACCAAAUGAACCAUAAAAGGGUAGUUUGUUUUUUUAAGUGGGGUUGUAUGAGGUACAUAUUUAUAGUCAGUAUAUUACCUCCAGUUUGGAGAAGUAGCCUGGAGCACCAACACAGCCUAAGCUGCAAAACAAAAAAGAAAAUCAGUUGCUAGCUCCAGGACUUUCGUGUUUUCAAGGGUUCUCUCACCUGUUUUUAAAGUACAGCCAUCUACUGCAGGCCAAGGUUAUUAUAGUUAACGAAAACUAACGAAAUAAUGCAAACUAGAAUUGAAAAAACAUUUUCGUUAACUGAAAUAAAAAUAAAAACUAGAGUUUUUAAAAAAAACGAUAACUAACUGAAACUGUAUUGUGUGGUUACAAAACUAACUAAAACUAACAAAAAUCAUAGUGAAAAUGUCCUUAGUUUUCGUUUUUGUCAACUUUUUUCAUUCAUAAUUCAGUGUUUCUAUUUGAACAUGCAACACAUGGUGAAUAUGUUUACUGAGACUGGGAUGUUUACACUAGAACCAAAAUACAAAACACCCAGAACUGUAAGAGUUAAUAACCUUAUUGGGGCUGAGAUGAUAAACCAAAGGAAAUAAAGGAACAUUUAUUAUGACCUCUUUCAAUCUGGCACCCAACACAUAGCCCAUUACAAAAAAACUAAAACUAAUAAAAACUAAACUAAAACUAAGCAUUUUCAAAAAAUAAAAACUAAACUUAAACUAGCAAACUCACUCUAAAAACUAACUGAAUUUGAAAACAAAAAACUAAAACUAAUGAAAAAUCCAAAACUAUUAUAACCUUGCUGCAUGCAGUACACUGACUAUGAAUAAGUAGCACAUACAACCUGACAAUGAUGAUGAAUAAUGAGCACAGGACCCUCGCGGUGUUAUCUUUCCUCCUUGUAUCUUUCCUCUGAAAAUGUGAAAACAUUGCACAUAUUUGUGUUUCACAGCAAAGAAGGUGUCUACUAUUAUGACUUGACUGAAGGCAAGAUGUCUUUUAUUAUUGGGCCCUUGUGAUUUUUCUCUCUGAUUACGGGCAUUACCAACAGAUUUUGGCACCUUGUAUCCUGCUAGCUAUGCCAUUGCUUUGCCUGUCUGCUAUCACUGUCACUGAAGACCUGAAGAAGCUCUUAAGCCUUAAGGUGUAAGAGCCAAACAAAGGGAACAGCCUUUUUGCAUCAUGUAUUAAAGGGAACGUGGUAGGAGAAUUAUUCAGUCAUUUUCUUGUAAAUAAUCUGCUUCUGUGUGUGUGUGUGUGUGUGUGUGUGUGACAUGCAGUGUUUGCCAUUGUGUUCUUUGGGAAUUGUUCUGUUUUAAAAGGCCCAGUAGACAAGAAGUUAAGAGUACAUACAAUUGUUUUAUGAGGGUUUUUUAAACCUAUAUUCUGUUUUCCAAACAGCAUUAGGUGCUUAUACAGAAAAGCUAAAAAAGUGAAGCAAAGUCUCUCGUUUUCUUUACAGAUUUCAUUCCUGUGACAUUACACUUAUAAUUGCAUACACUUUAAGUUCAGCUGGUCUAAAUGUUUCAGAGAUAUCUCCAUGUUAGCAAGAAGCUUUUCUUGCGGCAACACUCCAUUAUUAGUGCAAAGUUACUGUACUGAAUAUUAAUAAGAGUUUUAUGGAACAGGCUUAUUGAAAUUGUUUUUGAUUUUAUACAAAUGUUAGAACUUUUAGGAUGAUAUUCUAUGUUUUGGUUUGAAAGUCAAUCACUGGUGUGUUUUCCCAAGUGACUUUUGGUUCUUUUUGCUGCUGCACAGACUUUUGUACAAUGUAAGGAAGGUAUUUUUGUACCAGUUAUUUGAAAAAGUAAAAAAUGCACCUUCA
Molecule: messenger RNA, 6177 nt
Organism: Centropristis striata (black sea bass)
Lineage: Eukaryota; Metazoa; Chordata; Actinopteri; Perciformes; Serranidae
Gene: slc45a4b
Product: solute carrier family 45 member 4b
Exons: 14
Coding region: 750-3206 (818 amino acids)
Biological process (GO): transmembrane transport
Cellular component (GO): membrane
Molecular function (GO): sucrose:proton symporter activity
Source: RefSeq, a predicted model, not a curated record